This is a messenger RNA of Melospiza melodia melodia, 8495 nucleotides long. It is a transcript of the gene BEND2, whose product is annotated as BEN domain containing 2. The record is from RefSeq and is a predicted model, not a curated record. The transcript is spliced from 12 exons. Bases 1715 to 3607 code for a protein of 630 amino acids. NCBI's taxonomy places the organism in Eukaryota, Metazoa, Chordata, Aves, Passeriformes, Passerellidae. Gene Ontology annotation, molecular function: DNA binding.
CGGCCCGGGGUUCUCCCCUGGGUUGUCCCCGGGAAUGCGUGCUCCAGGGACAGGACUCGCCGGGAAGUGCUGCUCAGGAAUAGUGUGGCACAGCCACAGCUUGGUUGCCUUAGUUGCAGUGUUGAUGGCGGGGGAAGCUUUUGUUGUCCAUAGUCCUCAAAUGGCAGCUGAGCAUAGUGCCAAAAUCUUGUGGAGACUUUUCCGUGGAACAGCGAGGUCUCGGCUUUGACAGAUCCCCCCAGCGCUGUAGUUACUGGAUAAGAAACCUGGGUAAGGGAGAGUUGAAUGCUGCUCCUAAAGGGAGAGGCCUGACCUAAUGAGUUGACUAUGAGAAGGCACAAUGUGUAGUGCACCUUACGGGUUUAGACUUCAGACACCUUGAGUUUUGACCAAAACAGGUCUAUUUCCACCAGUUACGUGCUUCACCUUGCCUUUCAGAGAAGUGAUGCUUAUAUAGACUCAGUUUAUGCCCAUAUAGGUUGUUGCUGUCACAGAUUUAUUCUCUAAAGAAGUUCUAGUUGUGUCUUGCUCAGAUGCCAAAUUUUCUUUUAUGAUUUCAUUGUUCAAGGAGCUUUUCUGAUUAGGAAAUAGCCAGUUGGCUGUGCAGUUCUGCAGGUGUCAACACGAGCGAAAGGAGUAGGACUGAGAUGGCAGGAGGGUGGGAGCAGAGCAAUUGUGAUUAUUGUGAUGUAGUCUUUAUUAAGUAGACGUGCACAGUGAUGUGUUUGUUGGUGCUUCUCCUUUGUCCUCAAUUCUUCAGUUUCCUGAUUGGCUUUGUAACUCAGUAAUCCUAGCAAAUACUAUGCCCAUGCUAGUCUCUGGCAAUAGAAAAGAUAUGACAUUAAUAAUAUUGUUCAAUCAAAAGGUGCGGUAUGAGCUCCAAUCUUAAUAAACACUGAAGAUUUUUAUGUGAGAGUGUUUUUACCUUGACUUUCAGUGGCUUUAUCAUCUCAGUGAUCUAAAUAUGACAGGCAAACUUACAGGAAAUCUGGCUUUAUUAUUUUGCUUCUCUCCAUAGUAAUUGGUUUGUGUGAGCUGAAUAUUAGUUGCUGCUGUCUUCUUAGUUUGUUGCAAAUUCUGACAGCAGCACUCUAAAUUAAUUGUUUCAGUGUUCAGAGGCUGUUGUUAAGCAUUUUAUCUCUGGUAGAGUAUUCUGGUGUCUCUGAUCCCUGACAACAUAUCUAGAGGAAGGACAAAAUAAUCAGAAUUAUGCUAAAUUCAGAUAUGAUUCAAGAUGAGUGCUACCAUUUUUUCUGAGUGUAGUAUUUAAAAAUCUUUGUAAAAUCUGGUUUGACUUACACAGAGCUUCCAUGGCUGGCUGUUUCACCUGGGUGUGGUGAGAUAAUGUUUGCAGAAAUACAGAGGUGUGUAUAACUGAACUCUUAGAAAAUUAAGAAAACCCACUAGAUUUCUAUGAAUAGUUUUUAGUGAUUUUGCAAGCUCUCCUGGAACUGUAUUAGAGGUUGAGAUAGGAUUUAGUACUAAUUGGUGCUUUCAGCCAUCUCUUUCAUCAACCUCCCUUUACCAUUCAGUGCUUGAUGAUCACUUACAUUUGUGUUUCUGCAACUAGUGAGAGCAUUCCUCAGAUUAUUUGUGUGUGAAGACUGAGGAGGAGGAUGAAGCUCUGAUUGUGGACCCUGGAGACAGCGGGCUGUCCGCACAAAGCUGCGUGCCAGUGCAGCAGAACUCUGAAGCAAACAGUGCUGUUCACCACAUGAGUCAACUUGCCUAUGGAAGUGAAGGCUUGCCAGUGCUUGCUGAUCAGACAGCCUCACAAAUGGGCCACUCUGCAAUGAUGCAGAGAGGAAAUGGUCACAGCCCUGAGAAAAUGGAUUUUGUGUUUUUGCGUAAUAAAAGAAAGCGACUUUCUCCUGCUGUAGUGGAGCACAAUGUGAUGAGUACCAGGGAAGAAGAAUAUGAAGAUAGUGACAGUGUCAUUUAUGAGUAUGAACCAGACUAUGAAUGUGAAAGCAUUUUAUCUGAAGCUUCUUAUACUGGAUAUCAACAGAAUCCACUUAUGGAGGUCCUCAGUUAUUGCCAGGCCAUGUAUGAUGCCAUUCAGAAGCUGGAUAAAAAAUUUGACCUGCUUCAUCGUAAGGUCUCGGAAAUGCAGCAUACUCGUAUAAAGCCAUUCUUGCUCAAACCUAAACCAGUUGGAUUUACAUACAGAAGUUCCAGUCAUUUGCCUUCAGGAAACAUAAGAGUACCAAAGCACAUGGAAAGAGAUUUAAGUCUUCAUCGUUCUUCAUCAGGCCAGGGAAGGCAUAGCCCAGCUGUAAGGGUUGCUUUACCAAAUGGCCACGUUCAAGUCAAUUCCAAAGUAAAACAUGCCCCACAGAGUUUUCAGCUGGAAUCUCAGCAGCCUGUUGGAAGGCAGAGCCCACCACUCCCCACUAUAGUUUCUACACAUUCAUUACAUUCAUCAUACACAGCAACUAAUGGGAUGCCUGACCUUUCACCACAAUCAAAUCUUGCUCCCAGUAUUGUGGAAAGUACUGUCAACAUUGCAUCUUCACCCGUGGCAUCACCAUCGAUGCCAGCACCGUCUGAGCCCAGUCAGGAGAAUAAUGCUGUGGAGUUGAACUGCAAAAAUGCAUCUGAGGAUGUGAAUAUUAGUGAAGAACUACCAUCUUCUUCAGUCUUCAUCAAUCCUAGCUUUGAGUUUGUUGGUGACCCAGCAAGAAAUGUGAAAGUUCCUGGAAACCAUUUGGUGAAGGCUCGGCAAAAGACCAAACCCAAGUACGCAGCGCGGCACUUGGUGCGCGUCUUGUUCCCCAAGAAGACUCUACUGUGCAGCGUUAUGGGAGCGAGUGCGCGGGGGCGCAGGACACUGGAUCCAAACAAAGUUGCUGCAAUACGAGAAUUUCUUGCAACUAACUUUCCAACCUAUGAUUUGAGUGAGCGUGGAAAAGACUGGAAAACCUGUAUCACAAAUGUCAAUUCUAUGAUCCGCUCCUUACGCUCCGAAGCCAAAGCAAAGCAGAAAACUGAGGGGAAAGAAGAAGUGUCUGAUGCUCCUGAUACAUCUCAUUGUGUAGAUUUAAAUGAUAAUGAAGAUAGUGGAGACAAUUCGCAAAAUUCUCAGAAAAUGACUGGCUCCGCAAUUGACAUGUUGCAGAAUUCAGAAUUGGAUAAGUUUCCAGAAGCUUUUCAGACAUCUUUGGUCAGAAAACAACAGUCUUUGGAACCUAUGGAACCCCUUGGGAGCCCAUGGCGCAAUGUCCAUUUGCCUUUCUCGGUCAUUUACGUCGCCAAGGGGAAGACGCGGCCGGAGCUGUCAGCUCGCUUCCUGAUUCGUCACAUGUUCCCUGAGGAGGUGCUGGUGAAAAGCAACGUGUAUGGCAGCCUUGAUCGUGGCAUGAGCCCACUGGAUUCCAAUAAAAUUAAUGCUCUCAGAGACUUCCUUCAAGAGAAUUUUCCAUCCUUUGAUCUCAAUGAAAGUGGGUUUGAUUGGAAGGCGUGUGUGGCUGCCAUAAACAGCACAAUCCGCAGCCUCAGACACGAGCUCAAAAAGGCCACGACUGGAACGCGCCACAGAGCCCCGAGUGCAGAGUCCCCCCGAGGAUCCCACAGCCGCAAAGCCGGCGGAAAGCAUCUCUCAGAUUGAAGCUCUCCAGCAGCUGCCUCAAAGCUUAAUUUAGCAGGUUUUUGUUAAUUCUCUGUAGAAGCCUGUAAUAUUGAGCUGUCCUGUUCAACUGAGUUGUCAGCAGCACUAAAGAGCAUCACUUCAUGAGACCAAAAUUAGCAGAAGGCUUGGGAGCCCUGACUCUUUGCAUAGGUAGUGUUUGGGCUCCUCAGAAAUUAUUUUCAGUGUUCCCUGUAGUAUUUGCAAUGUGGUCUCUCCUAAAAGCAUCUUCUUCUCAUGAUUCAUUGAAUCUGAAAGAUUAAUCUGGUUAGAAAAGAUGCACUGUGCAUCAAUUCAGCAGAAGCAGAUGGAAAAGAGGAGAGGAAAGAGUGGUCCUCCUUGGAGGGUGAAUCACAGCCAGCUAAAUUAUCUCAUUAUGUAUGAGGAAUGAAAUUUGCUUUGACAAUUGGAUAUCUUCAGUGAAAAUAUCAGAAAGGAGAAAAUAUUUUUAAUUGCAUUCAGGUAACUUGUCGUAUGUGGACUUGAUGAUCUUCAUUUCCAACCUUAAUGAUUGUAUGAUCUCUCACAUUUUUGCCUCCUAUAUCAGUGUCUUUUGCAGGGUAAGAGGCAAACAGCUAUGUAAGUACAUCUGGUAAUGUAUGGGGGAAUGAUGCCUUAAAUUUUAGCUUUCAUAUUUUCCAGAUUCUAUACUGCAUGAGUACAUAACUCUGAACUUCAUAUAAAGUGUUAGCAGGUUCUCUUCACAGUUUAGUUAGACAAAACAAUCCUUUUCCAGUCUGAGAACCAAGGACACCAUCACAGCUUCAGGCCCAAAAAGUAUAAACAGCAGUGAAUUGAGGAGAACAGUCUGAGAGGAUGGGACUUCAUAACCUGAAGCUGUAAUUGGACAAUUAACCCCAGUAUGUAAAUUGACCAAAACUUACAAAAGUGUGAAAACUCCUGACCCAUCAUCCAUCUUGGGUGUAGCCUUGGCCAGGCUCUUGUACUGCCCAAGGUGUAUCCUUUGAAGGCUGUCAUGGUUGGACCCUGUCACAAAGCCAGUGCCCCCAUGAGGAUACUCUCUCCCUGGUGUCUGCUGUGAGAUGUGACCAGGAACAAGCAAAGCAGGCUCCAGCUUAGAAAUAAAGAAAACUUUAUUAACUAAACUACAAGAAAAGAGGGGAAAAAAACCACAAGGAAAAUGAAAACCUUACAAAAGCAUUUUCCUCCUCCCACCCACCAAAUUUCCCAAUGCAAUACAUUCCCCCAAAUCACCAACUCUCAGUCCGGCACCACCCUUUGGAAUACUCAAUCUUCAGUUCAUGAAGAGGAGAGGAGUCCUUCUUGCACCACAGGCUUCCCCUGAAACCUCGUGUGCUUCCAUGUCACUCAGCACCGCCCGGAAAGUCCUUUUGCCAUCGUGACAUCUUCCUUCCAUGCCCAGUGCUCUCACCACUGUGCAUGGACCUGAGCUGCUUCUAGGGUUGUCUUUGAAGGAUGUCUCACUCCAAAAGAGGCACAGUCUCUCCUUUGGGACAUCUGUCCCCCCCCAAAUUUUUUGCACCCCCUGGGGCCGAGGGGUACCCACACUGAACCCUCCUGGUUCUGAGGCACUGCCUCCCCCUAAAUGCAGUCUCUGUGUCAGGGAAAAAAAAAAGGUUCUGUCCAUGGCCACACAAGAAAAGUCCAGCCAAAAGGCCACUCCAUCAUCUCUCCCCCCACUCAGCCAGUCUUCUCCACUUACCUCGUGGCCCAUUCCCUCUUAUCUCUUAUCUCUCUUCUCAUUCAGCUCCAGGAAAAUCAGCAUUUGCAAGGUUUCUGUCAUGGAGGAAAAGGGUUUAAAAGGUUAAAAAUUUCAGUCUCUGCCUGUCCCAGAGCUCUGGCACUCCCAUGCUGCCCUGCCGGGCACCUUCUCACCACACUCCCCCCUUCUCCUCCUGGGCUGGCUGCUAUCAAAUUCAGACACCGGCUCUCCCUCUCUCUCCCCUGGCGGGGCGGGGGUGGCUGCCCGAUGUCUCUUGGUGCUCCUCCACCCUUCCAUCCUCAAGGGCCUCCUCACCCCCAUGUCUGUCCAGGCCCAGGCCUACCGCAGGGCUGCCCCUCCCCUGCCCAGCAGCAGCAGCUGGACGGGGGAGGGGGAUCCGACCUCUUUGCCUCGAAGUCCCAAGAGAGACUGCCCGGGGAACAGCUCUGCUUUUCACCCCUGUGUGUUCUCAGAGGUGUGUCCAAACCCCACUGGCCACAUCAGGUGCCAACAUCAAAAUCUGAGCAUGCAUUGGUUUGACCACAGCAUCCCAGAAUUCCCACUUCUUCCUGGUCAAACCAGCAUACAUGAGUACAUAACUCUGAACUUUUUAUAGUGUUAGCAGUUUCUCUUCACAGUUUAGUUAGACAAAACAAUCCUUUUCCAGUCUGAGAACCAAGGACACCAUCACAGCUUCAGGCCCAAAAAGUACAAACAGCAGUGAAUUGAGAACAGUCUGAGAGGAUGGGACUUCAUAACCUGAAGCUGUAAUUGGACAAUUAACCCCAGUAUGUAAAUUGACCAAAACUUAUAAAAGUGUGAAAACUCCUGACCCAUCAUCCAUCUUGGGUGUAGCCUUGGCCAGGCUCUUGUACUGCCCAAGGUGUGUCCUUUGAAGGCCUUUUAAUAAAUACCUACUUUAUUCCUUUAACACUGUCUAGCCUCUGUUCUAGGUAGCCUCUCAAGACAUCAGUUAUACUGCUCUGCACUGAUUUAGCUCUACUAAAAGGACAAAAAAAAAAAAAAACCACAGUCCAAUGGUUGGUUCUGGUUUUUCUCAAUGAAAUUUAAGGAAAAUACUGCUUCAGGGUCCUGAACUUCACCAUCUCAUGGUUACUGUGGCUAAGGCUUCAGAAUUUUAGUAAAUCCCUUGUUGUAGGUGUAUGAGGCCCAGAAAAGCACCUGUGAAUAAUAAAUGUUCAUGCCCUUGCCUUUCCUUUGUGUCUACGCAAGACUAAGAUUUAUUAGUGCAUUAAGUUAUAUAUUUUUUUAAAAUAGCAAACUAACUAAUUUUAGCAAACUAAUUUUCAAAAUGACUUGGAUGUUGAGCUUUUAAAAAUAAAGAAUUAAUUACCAUAUAUAUUCAAUUUCACAUCUCACUCAGUUUAAUUUGUAAGUUAGAAUUUAACAACAGUAACUGUACAGAAGUUAAUGGGUUUUUUGUUGGGUAGUUUCUUUGUUAUUUGGAGGUUUUUUGUUUGUUUUCAACAAAGGAAGCAAUCAUAGAAUCAUAAAAUAUGCUGAGUUAUAAGUGACAUAUCAGGAUCAUCUAGUCCAACUCCUGACAGUGCAUAGGAUCAUCCCCAAAAAUGACACCAUGUGCCUGAGAGUAUUGUUCUUGAACUCUGUCAGGCUUGGUGAUGUGACCACUUCCCUGGGAACCUUUGCUAGUCCCACCUACUUACUGAGUGCAGAACCUUUUCCUGAUAGCCAACCCAAACCUCCCCUGCUACACCUUCAGGCAGUUCCCUCGAGUCCUGUCACUGCUCAUAAGAGGGAAGAGAUCAGUACCUACCCCUCCUCUUCCCCUUGGGAGGAUGCUGAAGACCACAAUGAGGUCUCCCCUCAGUCUCCUCCAGUCUGGCAAAAACCAAGUGACCUCAGCUGCUCCUCAUACAGCUUCUCCUCCAGACCCUUCAUCAUCCUCAUGGCCCUCCCCUCGACACUCUAAAAUAGCUGCAUGUGUUCCUUAUAUUGUGGUGCCUAAAACUGCCCCCAGCACUUGAGCUGAGGCUGCCCCAGUGCAGAGCAGGACAGUCCCCUCCCUCUCCCAGCUGGCAGUCUGUGCCUGAUGCCCCCCAAAACCUGGCUGACCCUCCUGGCUGACAGAGCAUUCCUGACUGACACUCAAGUUGCCAUCAACCAGGACCCUUUCCAAAGCUGCUCUCCAGCUCCUCCUUCCCCAGCUGAUGCAUGCAGCCAGGGUUGCCUGUUCCAGGUGCAGAGCCCAGCCCUGGCCCUUGCUGCACUCCUUGCAGUUGGUGUAACCCUUUCUGUUCAUGUUUUCCAGCAUGUCACACAGUCCUUGCAGUGUCUGCACUGGCUGACUCUGUGGGCCUGCCUUGCUGCUUGUGUGGGUCUGAGUGCUGGCUCAGAGGUCCAAUUUCUUCACAGAAGGAAACUUCUUGGAAGACUGGCAUAGGGAGUGGAUUUUACCUCUGAGAGUUGUGGAAACUGUGGCUUCCAAAAUAACACCUGUACAUAGCAGAAUUAGAUUUAAUGAAAUCUCUCCAAGACAAAGGUUUCAUAGUUCAUUUGUUAGUAAUAGGAUAAAAAAGUGAAUUUGCUCAUUCUCUCUUCAGCUUCUGUUCAUAACAGACAGUCUUUAUUGUACAGGGUAAAGGACCAGAUUUUUAAGUGCAACUUAGGAUAUGCAAUGGCCUUAUAAAUAUGAAAUCAGUUGGUAAUUUAAGUUCCUUCUGCCAUCUCCUUGCAGAAGUCCUCCGUAGGAUUCAAGAAACAGACUGAAUUUCUGAUUUUCUUUUCUUGGUAGAAAUGUUGUACUGCAAAUUUGGUUGUUCUGGUGUACUAUUAACAAACUCUUCUGUUACCUGCUAUACAGUCCUUGUAAAUGCCGAGAACUUUGUUGUGUAUAGAUAUUACUAGUUCCAAACCUCAGAAGAAGACAAAAAUGCUUAUAUUUUUUCAGUAGUUUUAUGAAUUGUUUUCACUGCCCUUCACAGAUUUUAUGGUGGAAGGAUAUAUUUAUUGAAUUAUGUGUUAAGUGUGGUGCAUACCUAUAGCUUCCAACUUGAAAUGAAAAUUGAAUUGAAGUAGAAAUAGUUUUCUUCUUUCUGUUUCAAAUGUAUCGUAUUUUGCUAACUUUUAUAAAGUAUAAUUAAAGUAUUUUGCUGUUAGGAAUUAAGUAUUUUACAAAUAAAACUGCCAUAUAGCUUUUUGACUAUG